Molecule: messenger RNA, 1796 nt
Organism: Acomys russatus (golden spiny mouse)
Lineage: Eukaryota; Metazoa; Chordata; Mammalia; Rodentia; Muridae
Product: intestinal-type alkaline phosphatase 1
Exons: 11
Coding region: 162-1796 (544 amino acids)
Biological process (GO): dephosphorylation
Cellular component (GO): plasma membrane
Molecular function (GO): alkaline phosphatase activity
Source: RefSeq, a predicted model, not a curated record
UUCACAGGGCAGAGGUGGGGCCAGGGUGACUUUGCAUCUAGGGGAGGGACGUGGACCCUUUACAGCCACGGACAAAGUCCUCCUUUCCCUUGAGCCCAGGCAGGCAAGCUGUAGCUGGUACCUUGGUUUUCUAGCUGGGCAGUCCACCAGUAGCCCUAACCAUGCAGGGAGUCUGGGUGCUGCUGUUGGUUUUGGGUCUCAGGAUACAUAUGUCCUUUGGCGACAUCCCAGAGGAGGAGAAGAACCCAGCCUUCUGGAAUCAAAAGGCAAAGGAGGCCCUGGAUGUCGCCAAGAAGCUGCAGCCCAUUCAGACAUCAGCCAAGAAUCUCAUCAUCUUCCUGGGGGACGGGAUGGGGGUGCCCACAGUGACAGCCACCAGGAUCCUAAAGGGACAGCUGCAACAACAUUCAGGGCCUGAGACACCCCUAGCCAUGGACCGCUUCCCAUACAUGGCUCUGUCCAAGACAUACAAUGUGGACAGACAGGUCCCAGACAGUGCAGGCACAGCCACUGCCUAUCUCUGCGGCGUCAAGGCCAACUACAAGACCAUCGGUGUGAGCGCAGCUGCACGGUUCAACCAGUGCAACACCACAUUUGGCAACGAGGUCUUCUCAGUGAUGUACCAUGCAAAGAAAGCAGGGAAGUCUGUGGGAGUGGUGACCACGACCAGAGUGCAGCACGCGUCUCCAGCUGGCACCUACGCACACACGGUGAACCGUAAUUGGUACUCGGAUGCAGACAUGCCUCCUUCUGCAGUACAGGAGGGCUGCAAGGACAUCGCCACACAACUCAUCUCCAACAUGGACAUCGAUGUGAUCCUCGGUGGAGGCCGCAAGUUCAUGUUUCCCAAGGGGAUUAAGGACCCUGAAUACCCAGCUGACCCUAACCAGGCUGGAACCAGGCUGGAUAACAAGAACCUGGUAGAGGAGUGGCUAGAAAAGCGCCAGGGGGCCCGGUAUGUUUGGAACCGCCAGGAGCUCCUUCAGGCGUCCCAGGACUCAAAAGUGACUCACCUCAUGGGCCUCUUUGAGCCGACAGAAAUGAAAUAUGACAUCAACCGAAACGUCUCAGUAGACCCUUCCCUGGAGGAGAUGACAGAGGUGGCCGUGCACCUGCUGAGCAGGAACCCGCAGGGUUUCUACCUCUUUGUGGAAGGGGGGCGUAUUGACCAAGGCCAUCAUGCGGGCAUAGCUCACCUGGCACUGACUGAGGCUGUCAUGUUUGACUCUGCCAUUGAAAAGGCCAGCCAGCUCACCAGUGAGAAGGACACGCUAAUACUCAUCACCGCUGACCACUCCCACGUCUUCGCCUUUGGUGGCUACACAUUGCGGGGGACCUCCAUCUUUGGUCUGGCCCCACUCAGUGCUCUAGAUGGCAAGCCCUACACUUCCAUUCUCUAUGGCAACGGCCCUGGCUACGCACUUAAUUCAAGCACCCGUCCCACUGUCACCGAAGCUGAGAGUGGUGACCCGUCGUACAAGCAGCAGGCGGCUGUACCCCUCUCGUCAGAGACCCACGGAGGGGAGGACGUGGCUAUAUUCGCGCGUGGCCCGCAGGCGCACCUAGUGCAUGGAGUGCAGGAGCAGAACUACAUCGCUCACGUGAUGGCCUUCGCAGGCUGCCUGGAGCCCUACACCGACUGCGGUCUGGCGCCCCCUGCCGGCCAGAGCAGCGUCACCACCCCUAGCAAGACUGAAGUCACAAAUGGUGCAGCUGGCCAGGCCACUGUCCUGCUGUCCCUGCAUCUACUAGUCAGCAUGCUGCUGGUAGUAGGGGCUGCCGUGGUGGCAUCCUGA